Molecule: messenger RNA, 1086 nt
Organism: Emericellopsis atlantica
Lineage: Eukaryota; Fungi; Ascomycota; Sordariomycetes; Hypocreales; Bionectriaceae
Product: kinetochore Sim4 complex subunit Fta4
Exons: 2
Coding region: 330-1067 (245 amino acids)
Cellular component (GO): Mis6-Sim4 complex
Source: RefSeq, a predicted model, not a curated record
GGACGACGUAUCUUCUCGUCAUACACUAUAUCUUUGGGAUUUGAGCCAUUUGGCAAGGGCGCCGCUACUAAUCAAGUAGAAUAUGGUUGAUUUAUGUUGGUUAGUGCAAUAUCAAUCCGUUUGGCCCGCCACUCAGGGUCCGUCUACAGGAGGUCCGCCCCCCACUGCGUCUGCCUGCACCCACUGCCUGUACCUAUGGUAAUCACUGCCAGUGUGGCGUGACGCAACGACGCGACUCCAUACGCGACACAUGCAAAUCCGCCCAUCAUCAUCAUCACGGCUCAGGUGCUUCAGCACGACAAGUAUUGCGUCAAUUCGGCACUGCAAACAUGGUCGCCACGCCCACAGUCACACAACACAAAGAAGCCUUCAUCAACAGUCAGUCGCGACUUCUUGCCGGUUCCGUCACACCCUCCCAGAGGUGGACAUCUUCCAACGAGCGACAAUCCGAUGGCGCCCUCGAUCCGCGUCUCGUGACGGCCGCCACAGAGACAGUGAACACUGCCAUACAAGAGCACGGGAAACGCGUAUACGCGCCUCAAGCGAACAGGGCUCUUGCAGAGCAGAUUGCCCAGAGUUAUGCUGCCGAAGCGGACCGAAAGAUCAGAGGCGAGGAAGAAGAUGAAGCAGAGGGCAUUGCGAAGGAGGUCGAUCUAGUGAACGACAAGGCCAUCGAAAGCUUGCCGAACGCCUGGCCCUCGGACAAAAACGCGACAGACCACCCCGAGGCAGCAAAGCGCUAUGCAGACAACGUCGCGACCCUCCAAGCACUGAACGAACAGCGCAGUGAAACAAGACAGCGAGUCGAACGGCUUCGUAGGCUCCAGUCGAGGAUGGAACCCCUCCAGGCGACAGAGGCUGGCCAAGGCAUACAGGAAAAUCUUGUGACCCGCAACGGCGAGGUCGAAAAGGAACUGGAGAGGAUGCGCACGCUUCUAGUCCGUGUAUCUGGACGCCUGGGGAAAAUCCCCGACGGACAACAUGGGCCAGACAUGGAACUACCUGCCGAGACACGAAAACGAGACAUUGACAAUUUUCUAAACGAUGGGACUGCCUUCCCGCGCUGAGGCGCUAUGUACACAGACA